AUGGGUAGAAAGAGCAUUAAGGCUACUCCAGCAAAGACGGCUGUCGUCGAAGAGCAGACAGAAGAAGUCGCUGUUCCAUCAAAGACUCCUAGUAAGUCGCCGAAGACGAGAGCUCAGAAAGCUGAAGCUGCCGGUAUUGCAACACCAACACGCAAAACUCCUGCCCGCGAAGCAAAGAGCCCUGCUCGUACAGCAAGAAGUCCUGCUCGUACAGCAAGAAGUCCUGCUCGUGUCGCCAAGACUCCAGUUCAAAAAACUCCGAAAGACAAAGCUAGUGCUGUGAAAACACCGGUCACCAAAGCACAAAUUUUCAAAACAGUGCCAAGCAGUGAUGAGGAGGAAGAAGAAGAGGAGUUGCUGCCAGUGAAAACUCCAAAAAAAGCUUCAAAGGUUACGGCUGCCAAAACGCCAGCAAAGAAAACUCCAGUUUGUGAAGUUCCAAGCAGCGACGAGGAGGAAGAUGACGAUGAGUUGGAAGUUGUAAAAACUGUUGCUCCAUCGGUCGAAGUUGCCAAGAAAGAGGAAGAUGAUGAAUCGGAAGAGGAAUCCAGUGAUAACGAGGAGGAAUUGAAAAACGAACCAACUUCAAAGAUAGAAAAGAAAGUUAGUGCUGAAGAGCACGCGUCGAUUCAGGCCGCAAAAGAACAGGCUCCACAAGCAGUCAGUGCACUCAAAAAGUACUUUGCCGACAAGAACGAGAAGUCGCUGUUCCCGGACAUUGACUAUGCUCUCAACUUGUGCGUCACUUACAAAAAACCAGCCGUUACUACUAAUCAAGGAAAAAUCAGAAUCAACUUGCCGAACACCACUCGCACUAUCAAUAACACCUCGGUCUGCAUUAUCAUGCCAGACUUGGACCAAUCUGAUGCUGCCAAACGUGAUUUUGAUGUUGAGAAGCAAUCUCGUGAGUGGGCUGACCAAAUCGAGAAAGAUCACGGACUCACUUCUGCGCACAUCUCGAAAAUCUUGACUAAACGUGAAGUUGAAAGAAUUGCUCACACCUACAAAGACAAACGCGCACUCGCUUCUUCUUACGAUGUGUUCUUGGUCGACGGACGUGCUUACAAAUCUGUGAGAGCUCAUCUCGGAAAAGAGUUUUAUAAAGUUCACAAAUCGCCACUCCCAUUUGUAUACCACAAGCCGCUGGCAACUACCAUCGAGAAAGCGUUGAGCACUGUUGUGUAUCCACUGAAAAGAUAUAUGGUCAGAGCUUCGGUCUCAGUUGGUCACUUGGGUCAAAGCUCCGCCGAUCUCUGCGAUAACAUCAAUGAAGUUCUCACAAAGAUUGCUCAAAACUGUCCCGGUGGAUUCUCCAAUGUUCGUAAUAUCUACUUGAGCUCUAGCAGCAAAGACCCAUCUCUUCCAAUCUAUGUCGAUAAUGGAUCAGCUACCGAAGUUCGUCUUCCAACUGGAUCUGCUCGUGACAACAAACCACUUGUUGAAACUUCGGAUGAGUGCUCCACACUCCCUGAUGGACUGAAAGUUGCUGUUCGCAACAAUGCUCGCAUUCGUGUUCUCAAGGAGGAAACUAACGAGGCGGUUUUGUUCCCAACUGUACAUGAUGAACACUCUGAUCGUGAUAGAUUGAAGCCAAAGAUUGAUCCAGCGAAGGUAUUGAAGAAGCGCGAGAGAAGACGCAAGGGCAAGGAAAUCGUAAAGAAGCAGAUCAAGAGAAGAUUGGAAAAGAAACAGAAAAGAGCUGCUGAUGGAUCAACCAAUCCGAUCGCUGCCAAGAAAAUCAAAACUUCUGCCUAA
Messenger RNA from Caenorhabditis remanei, 1755 nucleotides. RefSeq lists its product as uncharacterized. The record is from RefSeq and is a predicted model, not a curated record. The coding region runs from base 1 to 1755 and encodes 584 amino acids. Lineage: Eukaryota; Metazoa; Nematoda; Chromadorea; Rhabditida; Rhabditidae. The transcript has 3 exons.